AUGUCAGACCAAGACCCUCCCCCGGACGAUCUUUUCGUUCCUCCAGAGACCCCUGAGAAGGGCAAGGCCCCUGCUAAGACUCCGAGUACUCCGAAAAAGACUCGCGGAGGUCGUCGUCGUGGACAUUCAGCUCGCAAGGAACCCACUACCCCUCGCACCGGCACCAGCUCUGCUCCCACUACCCCUGGUGCUACCGAUACUGACCCCGAGGCCGCGGAUGACGGAGACGCCCAAGACGGCUCCCUCGAUGAUGACAAUGAUAAUGACGAUGACCUCGGUGCAUUUGCCGCACUGAUGGCCCAGCCUCCCGAAGGUUGGACGAAGGAGACCAGGCCGAAGAUUCCCACUCGCCCACCUCGGACGAAUGUCACUCGUUUCGCCCCACGUACCAAGAUCACUUUCGGCUUCGCCCUCGUCUUCUAUUACGACGACUCAACCCGAUACGCACUGCGUUGGCAUAAUGCCGGAAUGACUCACCCUAUCCCCGGACAGCGGAAUGGCCAGAGCCCAGGUCCGUCAAAGGGUGGCAAGAUCGAUAUGGAGGUGCUCAAGACGUGGAUGGUCUUUCAUUUUUCGAUCAACGACUAUUGGAAUCACGAGCGUUUUGAAGCACGUCUGGCGCUGUCGAACGUCCGUCUUACAGACCAGGGCGUAUUCUACGCUCUAUGCACUAUGACCCCUCAGCGCCGGGGCGCCCGGUUCCAGGCUGAUUUCGAUCAGCACGGUGAUGUGCGUACGUCCCGGAUCCCACUCGAUCCGCCUAUGAUCAUUUGGGCGAACGGUAUUCCGUGGUUCACUGUUUACAAGGGUUUCUACGUUCUCUGUGGGUCGUGGAACACGGCAACAUACCUCGUCGGCACUAAGUACCGCUCGAGUGUGACCGAAUUCCACCUUGGAGGUGCCGUCGCUCCCCCCGAUGCCGUCGCCGCAAGCCGUAUGGAUACACUCACCCAGUUGACCCUCCGUGCCUUCGACUCUAAGUUCUACCCGGACGCUGGACAGGAUGGUCCCGUUGACCUAAUCCACAUCGGAACCCUUUCCCGAGGUCAAAACAAGAUCGCCUGCCGUUUCGUUAUGCGAUCUGAUCCCGCGUCAUACACGCUAGUCUACACUUCGAAGCUGAAGAAAGGUCUUGGUAGUGCUUUCUUGUUUGACCUACCAAACUACCAUGAGCGAAUUUGUUCCCCUUCCGACGACUUUCCUGAAGGGUCCUUCGCCGAUCCUGUCCCUGAUACAAUGCAUACUAUCCCACAGCAUGCGUUCGCAGACUACCCCUUCACGUACGGCAAGGACUUCCCUUCUCAGGAAGCGGCCGCCGUUAAACCACAGGUCCUCGAACUGGUCGACUGGAACCGAAUGUACGGUCUGAUAGAUGCCUGCGUGGCUGACAGCAAGGGCCGUGCCAGGAAGCGUGCCCGACGUGAGGCCCAGCGUGCGAAGACGCUGUCGGAAGUGGACAGCAGACCACCCUGGAGCCGCGUCCGAAUUCCUACACCUUGUUCGCGCGACUACGGCAAUACGGACCUCCGCUAUCUGAUUUCCAGAAUCAGUCAUGACACUUUCGAAGUUGCGGGUCCGGUCAAGGACCUCCUCUUUGCCGUCGAAGCCUUGUACCAGGUUCUGCCUCAGGACUCCUGGACCUGGAGUAUCGCAACCCAGGACCACGCCGGUCUAAUCACCACCCGGGCGCUUAUGGACAACGGUGAUCCCCAGACCAUCAACAUGCUUCGUAAGGGUAUGUCUGACCACGACAUUAUGAGGGACGCGAUGGCUUUCGCCGAAGGCAUGUUGCUGCUCGAGCAGUGCCUGAAGACGCUAGAAGACUCCGAUCUAAAGACUGCCGUCCAAGGGAUCGUCAACCUGCUCCAGCCUCCACCACAGACUCCGCUCCAUACCGUCACCUUCCCCCGUUCUUUGGUUAAGGUUCCACGUCCGACGUCGCCCCAUGUCUGA
Molecule: messenger RNA, 1953 nt
Organism: Penicillium subrubescens
Lineage: Eukaryota; Fungi; Ascomycota; Eurotiomycetes; Eurotiales; Aspergillaceae
Exons: 1
Coding region: 1-1953 (650 amino acids)
Source: RefSeq, a predicted model, not a curated record